Symbiodinium necroappetens is the source of this 1716-nucleotide messenger RNA. NCBI's taxonomy places the organism in Eukaryota, Dinophyceae, Suessiales, Symbiodiniaceae. The record is from the annotation of a GenBank genome assembly.
AUGUUCCCAUUUUCAAGAAGUGACGAGAUCAAGGGCAUCCUGCUGAUCUACGUGGACGACUUGUUACUUCUGUCCGAGACGAAGAUGACUGAAGCAGUCUACAAGUGGCUUACAGAGGAAUGGAAGUGUUCGUCGUUACAAUGGAUGGCUGAAGAGUAUCUUCGGUUUCUGGGUGUCGAACUUCGUCUUAUGGGCAACGGGAUCCACGUUUCACAAGCGGGCUACAUUCGGGACUUACUUCGUCAACAUGGUGUACCAGAAAAACCGGGUUCACUGACGGUGCCAUGUGCCAGGGAAUGGUUGCAAGACGAGGAGUCCCACAUGGAGGUCAAGCCGGCUGAGGAAGCAGUGAUAAGAUUGGCCCAACAAGCUACGGGCGAGAUUCUGUGGCUGUCUACAAAAUCGAGACCAGAGUUGUCACACCCGGUGGCAUGCAUGGCUUCAAGGGCGACAAGGAAUCCAGCAAAGGUACUCGAGAUAGCUAAACGAGUCAUGAACUACCUUUCCAAGACUGUGGAGUAUGGCUUGCACUACGUCAAGGAUGAGGAGGAGACCUUAUUGACAGUGUAUUCAGACGCGUCAUACGCACCAGGAGGAGGACGGUCGUUUGGAUGUAUUAUGGCUCAAGUGGCCGGGAUGCCUGUCUGUUGGAAGGCUGCAAAGCAGCCUAUUGCAACUCUUUCAGAUGCUGAGGCGGAGAUGUAUAAGGCAGUCAGUUCUGUGCAGCUUGGUUUGGAUGUGGAAGCCAUGUUGAACGAGUCGGGUGAGAGACCUGUUAUUCGCCUGAAGAUUGACAAUGCGGCGGUGCAGGGUUUGGCUUCGGAGGCACCCGGGAGCUGGAAGACACGCCACUUAAGGCUAUGUGCACGUUUUCUAUGCCAGGAGGUUGCAGCUCAACGAUUAACGAUAAGUCAUGUGCCGGGCGACUUGCACAAGGCAGAUUUGGGUACAAAGGGCUUUGACGUGCCCAAGUUCAAGUCGUUACGAGGGCUGUUGCGGAUUAUACCCUUUGAGAUUGUUGAGGUGACCGAGAUUGCGAUGAAGACGGCAAAGAAGCGAAGCAACGAGAGCUUGUUGAUGUUCAUAAUGGUGUGUUAUAUGAUAGUUCAAGGAGCUCGGGUAAGUGUCAACGAGGACCUGCAGCUCGAUGGCUCGCUUGAGCUCUACGUGGUCGUUGGUUUGGGUAUUGUGGCUUGUGUGGCAAUAUGGGAGAUGGUCAAGAAGAUUGCUGACAUGGGGAAGUCGUGGUGGAUGUCAUGGCAGCGGAAGCAGCGAAGACUAGAAAGGCUGAGGACGAAAGCGGAAGCAGCGGUGAAUGAAGAACUACGACGACGCUUACAUCAUGAGACCAGUGCUCCAAGGACUACCAGCGCAACGACCUCGAGACCAUUUUCCCAUUUCCAUUUCCACACGCAGUCAGAUCUUGCGAUCAUGCAGCUAACCAGCGUAUGCUACGUCUGCGCCAGCGCACCCUUCGCAGCUGCCGCGGCCAUGACCCAGCCGAAUGAAGCGUUGCUGCAAGAGCUUGGUAACGGCAUAGGUUCGGACACGCCCUGCAGCUACGACCGCCAAUUUGCAACUGGCAAGGAACCGGCAGAUCCUUUCCGAGAGCCACCGGUGGCUGCCAGUCAGCCGAGCGCCAGCGCACCCUUCGCGGCUGCUGCGGCCAUGACCCAGCCAAGAGUUUCAAUUGGCCGCAUCUUGAGUUGCCUUUAA